AUGACUUGUCGCUUCCUCGUAGCCACAGUCACCAAAGAUUACAUUUCAGCCUUGGCUCCGGGCCUUGAUCUGAGUAGUAUUCAAAAAGUCAUCACCAAGGUCAAGGAUUAUUUAUUCGGAUUAGAAGGUGCUCUCUCUCGGAGUGCCGGACGUCUCUCUCCGAACUUUUCUCUGUGCCAAAUUCCAGUAUGUGUGGAUAUUGCUUGUAACAUAUUGAAUAUUCCACAAUUUUCGAGAGAGUUGGCCAUUAAAAAAUCGGCCUCUUCGCCACAAGAUUAUGAACGAGCAUUUCAAGAAGCUGUGAAUUUAUUGGGAGUGACCUUUCCGAUUAAAUUUGAAGAUUUAUGUUUAUCAUUUGGAUGUAGUGGAAUUGGAGCUGCUUGUGAGCGACUUUUGGAAAAGUAUCAACAAGAAAUGAUGAAAAAAUUUGAAGGGAAGAGUGGUGCCAAUUUUUCCAAAUCAGUCUUUAAGGUUGUGGCGUUCUAUUUGGUGGCUACUCAUCAAUUUAAAUAUAAAGUCGAUAAAAGGAAACUCAUAGAGGAGACGAGAUGUCACUCGAAGAAUUUUGAAGAUAUUUUGGAAUCGAUGAGAACGACGUGUCAUUUGGGAUCCAACUCGGGUGUGGAAAUUAAAAUGAAAGAAGAUUCGACAACAGCAACAACAACGACCACUCCAGACAAAUCAUCGAGCCACAAGAGAAAACUUGAUGAGCUCAUGCAAAAUACAUCACCAAGCACUUCUUCUCCCUCUCUGGAGGAAUUGAAUCGUUCUUUGGUGAUUGGACUCGAUGAGACAAAAGUCACCUUUAAAAAGAAAAAAGGAAAUGAAAAGAAGAUAUCAACAACGUCACAAACUAACAAGAAUGAAACCCCAAAGAGAAGAAAUUCAAACAAAACAAGUGAGUCGAAUGACUCUUCGUCCACAUCGACUACUUCAACAUUCAAAGUUAAUGGAUCGAGUGCUAACAAUAAUCAAGAGUCAACAAGUCAGACCAAUCCAGUUCAUUCAAGCAAAAACAAGCAAACUCUACCACCAACCCCACCAACCCCUCAAAAUCAACCUCAAAUAAGGAAUCUAAUCCAAAGCAACAAAAAUUGA
Molecule: messenger RNA, 1098 nt
Organism: Naegleria fowleri
Lineage: Eukaryota; Heterolobosea; Eutetramitea; Acrasida; Naegleriidae
Exons: 1
Coding region: 1-1098 (365 amino acids)
Biological process (GO): DNA replication; DNA replication initiation
Cellular component (GO): nuclear origin of replication recognition complex
Source: RefSeq, a predicted model, not a curated record